This is a messenger RNA of Symbiodinium natans, 1128 nucleotides long. The record is from the annotation of a GenBank genome assembly. NCBI's taxonomy places the organism in Eukaryota, Dinophyceae, Suessiales, Symbiodiniaceae.
AUGUUGGGCCGAGACAAGCUGGUCGUCCGCAUCGUCGCUGCGAAGUCUGCUGAUGUGGUGAGCGAGCCGGUUCGGGCCUGUCUGCCCCACGAGGCCCUGAUACGGAUAGCUGCAGUGGGCGUUUGUGCCACAGACGUGGAGCUCUACGAUGGCACCAUGGGCUACUUUGCCUCUGGCCUGGCUCGUGUGCCCCUGGUGCCAGGUCACGAGUGGGCAGGGGAGAUCGUGGCGCUGGGUGAGAAUGCCCCGGCGCAUCUGGCAGUCGGGCAGCGUGUGAUCGGGGAGCACUGCACAGGCUGCCCCCUUCUGUCUCCUGCCGGGCGUGCGCCGUGCGGAAUCUGCAGCGGGCCGGGAGGUUUUCUUCGCUGCCCGAAGCGCAGGGAGACGGGCUUCUUCGGCCGGGAUGGCGCCUUCCAAACGGAAAUGCACUUCCCGGCCGACCAGCUGCACGUGCUGCCAUCGGCCGUCCCCUGGCCCCUGGCCGUGCUCGCUGAGCCUCUCUGCACCGUGCACAAGGCUGUGCGCUUGGCGGGACUGCCGCCCGAUGCAGCCGGCCGGCGCGCUGUGGUGGUCGGCGACGGGGCGGUAGGUCUUCUGCUCCUGCAGGUACUCCGCGCGCGCGGGGUCGCUGUGGCCCUGAUCGGUGGCACGGCGUCGCGGCGGCGCCGGGCCGCGGAUCUGGGCGCCGAGCUGGUCCUGGAUGCCGCGGAGGGCCCGGCACAGCUGGCGAAGUCCAUCGCAAGCCAGGAUGCCUGGGCUGAGCUUCCCUCCCUGGCAUUCGAGGCUGCGGGCCACCCUGCAGCCGUGGUCUCUGCGCUGCAGCUGGUGGCCCCCGGCGGGCAGCUGGUGUUGCUGGGGCUCUCGGGAAACCAGCUCGCGCAGGUCUGCACCGAUGACGUGGUGCUGCGGCAGCUGACGAUAAAGGGCUCGCUGUCUUCCGACCCAGAGGACUGGCCGGCAGUUCGCGAACUGAUGUCCUGUGGCAAGCUGUCAAGCGUCGUGACGCAUACGCUGCACGGCCUGGACACGUACACCGAGGCGAUCGAGCUCGUGCGGCGUCCACCCGAAGGGAUGAUCAAAGUCAUCGUCGAGCCUGGGGGUGACAGUGCAAAGCGGCCCUGCCGAUGA